AUGAAUACGAAUACGUUGUUGCAAGUACUCCUCGUCCUCCUCGCGGUGGCAACUUUUCUUGGUUCGACCGAAUGUAAAGUGAUCAUCACCGAAGUUGGCGCGAACAGCGAUAUUAACGAUUCGACUGGCUCGGGCGCAGAUUUUAUCGAGAUACACAACACCGGCAGUAUUGGUACGGACGCGGUGGACUUGGCUGGGUAUAAACUCGCCGACGAUAAAGGCGUCGCCGAUGCGGACGUGUUUACGUUCCCGGCUGAGACGCCGCCGUUGAGACCGAAGGAAACGAGAGUUUUAGUCAAAGGUGAUCCUUCAUCGUUCGCGUUUGGGAUUGGGAAGUCCGAUACGGUGACUUUGUUCAAUGCGGCGGGUAUCGAGGAGGAUACGACGGGCCCUUUGGACGGCGGCGAUAUCUCCGGGCAAACGUGGCAACGGUUGACGAAUUCGGCGCACGGGUAUGGCACGGAUGAUACGGAUUUGGCAGCUUUUGGACGACAGACGUACAUGACGCCCGGUCGAUUGAAUCAUCCGGUCAAAGUUUUCAUCUCAGAAGUCUCUUCGAAAGAUUCUGCGGCCGACUCGGUCUGCUCUGGCGUAGAUUUCGUUGAAUUGUACAACGCGGGAACGUCCACAGUCGACCUGGGGGCGGGAUACAGUUUGUCCGACGACAAAUGGCACGAGGAUGAAGAUUCUUGGGACAUACCCGCCGGAACGACCAUUCUCCCGGGCGAGUUCAAAGUGUUCUGUACAGGAACUCAUUUUGCGUACGGCAUAGGUAAAGACGAUGCCGUCGUUCUGCACGACCCGUCUGAUAUAGCCGUGGAUACGACUGGCACUAUGGACCAAUCGCAACACGUGGAAGGAUAUUCUUGGUCCCGACAGGGUGACGAAACGAACGAAAUGGACUUUGUUUCUUUUGCGACCUCGGUUCAACAAACUCCGGGUGCCUCGAAUAACGUCGGCAUUUGCACGUCGUUGGUGUUGAACGAAAUCGCCGAUAAAGGCACCGGAACUUCGACGUGCAACGACGAAGAUUGGAUCGAGCUUUACAACAACUGCCCGACGGCGAUCAACUUACACAACUGGAAACUUCACGACGACAAGGGGGUCGAUCACGAGGAUUCAUACUUACACGGAAAUAGCGACGUCAUCAUCGAAGCUGGAGGGCACCAUAUUUUGUGCGGCGCGACUGAUUUUCAAUUUGGCGUCGGAUCUGAUGAUACCAUCACCUUGAUAUCUCCAGGUGGAGACACCGUCGAUACCGUUGGCCCCCUCGUCGCUGGUCGUGGCAACUCUUCCGUCACGUAUCAAAGACAGGCGGAUGGCACGGGAGAAUGGACGUACAGAACGCCGCCGACGCCGGGAACAACAAACGGGGCAUCCACGUACGUUCCGGCGAAUGGCGCUUCGUUGUACGCCCCGCCCGGUUCAGUGACGGUUGCAUUGAACGAAAUUUCGUCGUCGAAUACGAGUGCUGCGCAUUGCAAUGGCGAGGAUUGGAUCGAGUUGUACAACUACGGGUGUGAAGAUGUCAACCUGGAGAACUUUUACAUUGCGGAUGAAAAAGGUCACUUGCACGCGGACGUGUAUCGUUUCCCGUCUGGCUCGUCCAUACAAGCAAAAUCUCUCAAAGUACUUUGCAAGAUCACGGACUUUGCAUACGGUAUCGGUGGCUCUGAUACGAUAUCCUUGCACAACAAGGAGGAACAAAUCAUCGACUCGUAUGCGCUCACCGGUUUACAAACAAAAGAGAACUUAUCCACCAUGCAACGCUCCCCGGACGGCACGGGCGAUUGGACGCUCUUGAAAGCCUCCCCGAACGCCUACAACUCCGCCACGCAAGGUGGUACCUCGUGUUCCUCGAAAUCAGCACUUUCCAGCGAAGUCUUGGGCGGUGCCAUCGGUGGCGCCAUCGUGGGCGUCUUAUUAAUCGCAUUUGUCUUGGUCAAAACGUGCACGUCCAAGAAGCGCAUCUUGGUCCAAGAAAUUCGCAAAGACGUUCGCGCGCGUUCGGACGACCCCGAAUUCGGUCUCGGGAUGCGGGCUCAGUACGAGCAGAAAGGGAAAACGUCGCUGAUGUUGACCGAAUACUGA
Messenger RNA from Bathycoccus prasinos, 2091 nucleotides. RefSeq lists its product with no specific name. The record is from RefSeq and is a predicted model, not a curated record. Bases 1 to 2091 code for a protein of 696 amino acids. The transcript is spliced from 2 exons. Lineage: Eukaryota; Viridiplantae; Chlorophyta; Mamiellophyceae; Mamiellales; Bathycoccaceae.